Anisakis simplex (herring worm) is the source of this 1290-nucleotide messenger RNA. Lineage: Eukaryota; Metazoa; Nematoda; Chromadorea; Rhabditida; Anisakidae. The record is from the annotation of a GenBank genome assembly.
UUGAAGAUCCGUCAUCGAGGCAUCAAAGGUGUACUAUCGGUGGAUCCGGCGCUUGACGAACGAAGGCAAUGGGCCGCAGAGAACGGUAUUAAGGACUCGAAUUCAGCAACAAACAAAAUGAACGACUUGGCCGUUGUGUUUAGACCAUCGCAGGAUAAAUUUAGAGCGCCUAGGAGUGGUACGAUCGAAAUAGUGAAGUAUUCGAGUCCAACGCCCGUAUCGUUGAAUCGGCCAAUGAUAUCGAUCCUUGAUCAAGUAAGUGGUAUGCAAGGACAUACGGUCCAUGUGAUGGUCACCGAGCGAAUCCAUGAAUUAUUGGAUGCCCAGUUGACAGAACUGGCUGAAGUGUUUUUGGAUGAGGAUCGAUGUCGCGAUAAAUUGAACGAAUUACCACGGCUGAUGAACGUCGAUCGACUGUCGCUAGUGCGCGGUUUCGCACUAACUCAAGAGCCAUUCUUCAGAAGUCUUCUCCGAGCUAGCGUAAAGUACAUGUUAAAGAAGCAACUGGCCAAGGAACAGAUCAUGAUCCCACCACAUUUGGGACGUUCAAUGUUUGGCGUGAUGGACGAGACAGGCCAACUGCAAAGUGGUCAGAUUUUUGUGCAGUACACGAAUAAUGUUUGGUUGAAAACACCGUCGAGUAAAGCGGCGAAAACGAUUUUGAAAGGUCCAGUUUUGAUGACAAAGAAUCCGUGUAUAGUGGCCGGAGAUGUUCGAAUAUUCGAAGCAGUUGACAUUCCCGAACUGCAUCAUCUCGUUGAUGUGGUCGUCUUUCCGCAGUAUGGUCCAAGACCGCAUACGGAUGAAAUGGCCGGAUCCGAUUUGGAUGGUGACGAAUACACGGUGAUAUGGGAUAAGAAGUUGAUGUUUGUUCGAAAUGAGAGUCCGUUGGAUUUUACGAAGAGAGUGAAAAAAUAUGAAGUAGUUGAUCAAGAUCACGUGGAUUUCGAGAUGCGGAAGUUUUUCUGCAAUUACAUAAAGCAAGAUUCGAUUGGGUCAAUCGCAAACGCGUUCCUGGUGAAUGCGGAUUUGUAUGGGAUAACGAGUGAAAUUUGUGUGAAUAUCGCUCGAAAGCAUUCGCAAGCAGUGGAUUUCCCGAAAACUGGCGACGCUCCUGAGCCACUAACAAAAGUGUGGACGGAAGGCGCCAGUGGAAGUUUGGUACCACCAGAGCGGUCGGAGAGAUGGCCAGAUUUUAUGUGUAAAAAUCAUGAGCCAAACUAUAUAUCGCCACGUCUUGUCGGACAACUUUAUAGGUGGGUGCUUCUUGAUUUAGAGGAAUAUCUUUGA